AUGAGCGAUCAGGAAGUAAUUUAUUUAACCCCUGCAUUUCUUCAGGGUCCUUCAGAGCCACAAAAUACAUUAAGGCCUGGUGGUACUCAAAGGCCUGGGAAAACUGAUGGCAAAGAGUUUUCAGUACCCUGGCGUCUCAUUGCAGUGGCUCUUGGGAUCCUCUGUUUACUUCUAAUCAUGACAAUCAUAGUGUUGGGAACAAUGUUUUUUCAGUAUAAUCAAGAAAAACAUCAACAAGAUGAAAUUCUACAAAACCUCAAACAGAAGUACCACAUUUUGCAAAAUGACAACUACUUAACAAAGCAACUUUUGGCAAAUAAGACUCUAGAGUCUGACAUUCUCAAAAAUAAAGCAGUUCAGUGGGGAAAGAAUCCGGUCUCACCAUUAAUAGAAGAGAAGAUAUGUCAUAGAAAAAAGAAAAUCUCUUCAAAAUCUUUGCAAAAUACAGGCGAACUCAAUGAAGAACUCUGGUCCUGUUGUGGAGUAAACUGUUAUAUUUUUACCACUGAAAAUAAAAACUGGAAAGAAUGUAAAGAGACUUGCCAAAAUAAAGGAUUAUCUCUUUUGAAGAUAGACGAUGAAGAUGAACUGUCCUUCCUUCAAUCUCAGACUUACAAAAGUAACCACUGGAUUGGAAUGUCAUUUAAUCAACAGAAAAGUAAAUGGGAGUGGAUUGACAAAGGCACACCUGGAAUUAAUAUUUCAAUAACAAGUUUCAGGAGAGGAGAAUGUGUAUUUUUAGCCUCAACGAGAAUAGCAAGUAUUGAUUGUUCUAAAACCUACAAUUGUAUCUGUGAGAAGAACAUUGUCUCCCUCCUUAAUGAAUAUACUCAAAGGAAAAGGUAA
Messenger RNA from Eptesicus fuscus (big brown bat), 846 nucleotides. Its product is annotated as killer cell lectin-like receptor 2. The coding region runs from base 1 to 846 and encodes 281 amino acids. The record is from RefSeq and is a predicted model, not a curated record. The transcript has 6 exons. Lineage: Eukaryota; Metazoa; Chordata; Mammalia; Chiroptera; Vespertilionidae.